AUGCCUGACCUCGACAUAGCACCUUCAACAACUGAUAUUAAUUUGUGUAGAAAAAAUCUAGUUAUCUUUAACCAAUUAAUUACGGAAUAUCCAUUAGGAUUUGCUAUGGGUGAAAUAAAUACAGCACUCAAAGAAGCAGUGGAAAAAGGAUGCAAUGUUUCUCCUCCAACAGUCGUUAUCUUAGAAGCUGGACCAGCACCAAACAGUAACCUUGCAGUACAUAAAACUUGUGAAAUGUAUAUAGAAGACCUGAAAUUAAAUCAAGGUGACUCGUUAGACAUUGUAUGUGAUGAGGCCAUUUUUUACAGACUUACAGAUUAUUCCAAUAAUUAA
Cetraspora pellucida is the source of this 333-nucleotide messenger RNA. NCBI's taxonomy places the organism in Eukaryota, Fungi, Glomeromycota, Glomeromycetes, Diversisporales, Gigasporaceae. The record is from the annotation of a GenBank genome assembly.